This is a messenger RNA of Arachis ipaensis, 1439 nucleotides long. Its product is annotated as pathogenesis-related thaumatin-like protein 3.5. The record is from RefSeq and is a predicted model, not a curated record. Lineage: Eukaryota; Viridiplantae; Streptophyta; Magnoliopsida; Fabales; Fabaceae.
UAAAAGAGGGAAAAAAGUGAAAGAAUAAAUGAAUCUUAGGACAUGAGCAUGACAUUGAUGAGCAAGGUAUCCUUUGAUUUAUCUCCUAAGCAAGGAAGCUUUUCUCGGUUGUUAGUGUUCACAUUCCUCACGUAUUCUUCAACUCCUCUCUUUACAGCAUACUCAUAAAUAACACAACUCUUCAUCACUUGAUCAAAUGUCACGUAAUUAGAGACACUAAUUACUGCUAUAAGAGUGUCAUUGGAUGGCUAAUCCUUAUAGUGCAGUUCUCAAACUCACUUUCAUCUUCCUUGUCAUUGCAUCCGCACCAGAACUUGGUGGAAGCAGUAAAUCAGUGACCAUAGUGAAUUACUGCAAGGAAACAGUAUGGCCAGGGAUUACACCAAGUGAGAACUUUAGUGGUGAUGGCUUCACACUGAAACCAGGGCAAUCAGCAGUGUACACCGCACCGGCCGGAUGGAGUGGCAGGAUAUGGGCAAGAACAGGAUGUGAUUUCGACAAGAACGGCAAUGGUGAUUGCCAAACAGGUGGCUGCGGCGGCAAUAUAAACUGCACCGGCCCAGGAACCCCACCUUCCACCAUAGCAGAGUUCACACUCGGUGAUGGUAAACCUGAUUUCUAUGAUGUUAGCCUUGUUGACGGCUUCAACUUGCCUAUUGCAGUGAAAGCUGUGAAUGGCUCUGGGAAUUGCAGCACUGCUGGCUGCGACGGCGACUUGAGGAAUAACUGUCCUUCGCAGCUGACGGUGAAGAAAAACGACAAAGUCAUUGCUUGUAGGAGCGCCUGUGAUGUCUUCAACACUGAUGAGUAUUGCUGCAGAGGCAUAUAUGAGGACCCUGCUAUGUGUUCUUCUUCAAACUACUCCAAGAUUUUCAAACAAGUGUGCCCUGUAGCUUAUAGUUUUGCACGUGAUGACCCAACCAGUGUUAUGACAUGCACUGGAGCAGAUUUCAUUGUCACAUUCUGUGGAUCAAGGAAUCAAACCGUGUGUUCUUAUCAUGGCAAGCAGCUUUUAUGCAAUGGCUCAAAUUCAAAAGGCUUUAAGACAAAACCAGAUUGGUGGUGGGUCUUCUUGCUCUUAGUGGCAUAUGUGUCCAAGUUAUGCUUAUCUUAGCGAAUGGAUAAAAAGGUCAUGCAGUAAUUUAUGUGGCAGAUAUGAUUAUAACAACAACAUAACCUUUUCACCGGUUGGAAUUGACUAGAGAUUCAACUAUCUUUUUUAGUAUACCAUAACUGUAAAUCAAUGUUUCUUUGUUUUGUUGUUUCAUUCACUUUUGUUGAGAACAUCAGUAGAAUCCUCAAUUGUAAUAAACCAUAUAUUAUUGAUUUCUUCAAUCCUAUGAAACACAAGUUAAAAAAGAGUACUAUCCAACUCAAGCAUUUUAUGUAGCAAAUCCAAAAUAUAACUAAGCUAGCACACAAACUUUCUAUUUUUCUUU